Messenger RNA from Octodon degus (degu), 930 nucleotides. RefSeq names its product olfactory receptor 5H8-like. NCBI's taxonomy places the organism in Eukaryota, Metazoa, Chordata, Mammalia, Rodentia, Octodontidae. Gene Ontology annotation, biological process: sensory perception of smell; G protein-coupled receptor signaling pathway. Bases 1 to 930 code for a protein of 309 amino acids. Gene Ontology annotation, cellular component: membrane. The transcript has a single exon. Gene Ontology annotation, molecular function: G protein-coupled receptor activity; odorant binding; olfactory receptor activity. The record is from RefSeq and is a predicted model, not a curated record.
AUGGAAAAUAAAACUACAGCAUUGCUGACAGAGUUUGUUCUCACAGGACUCCCAUAUCAACUAGAAUGGCAGAUCCCCCUGUUCCUGGUGUUCAUCACAGUAUACCUCAUUACCAUGGUGGGAAACCUUGGUCUGAUGGUUCUCAUCUGGAGUAACCCUCACCUUCACAUCCCCAUGUACUUGUUUCUUGGGAGUUUAGCUUUUGUGGAUACCUGGUUGUCAUCCACUGUGACACCAAAGAUUCUGGUCAACUUGUUAGGCAAGAGUAAGUUGAUCUCUCUCUCUGAAUGCAUGGUACAAUUCUUUUCCUUUGCAAUCAGUGCCACAGUAGAAUGUUUUCUCUUGGCAGCAAUGGCUUAUGAUCGCUAUGUUGCCAUAUGUAAACCUUUACUUUAUCCAGUUAUUAUGACCAAUAGAAGAUGCAUCCAGCUAUUAGUGUCAUCAUUUGUAGGUGGUUUUAUUAAUUCUUCAGUACAUGAAGGACUUUUAUUCAGAUUAACGUUCUGCAAUUCCAAUAUAAUACACCAUUUUUAUUGUGACAUUGUACCACUGUUAAAGAUUUCUUGUACUGAUACUUCCAUUCAUUAUUUAAUGCUUUUUAUUGUGUCAGGUUCAAUUCAAUUAUUCACUGGUGUGACUGUUAUUGUCUCCUAUACAUUUGUGCUCUUUGCAAUUUUAAAAAAGAGGUCUGUAAAAAGCACAAGGAAAGCUUUCUCCACCUGUGGAUCUCAUCUUUUAUCUGUGUGUUUAUAUUAUGGUAGUCUUGUCUUCAUGUACAUGCAUCCUGCAUCUUCACAAGCGGAUGAUCAAGAUAUGAUGGACUCUUUAUUUUACACAGUCAUAAUUCCUGUGUUAAAUCCCAUCAUCUACAGCUUAAGAAAUAAGAAAGUAAUAGACUCAUUAAUGAAAGCACUAAGGGGAAAUGUUUAG